Molecule: messenger RNA, 434 nt
Organism: Paramecium tetraurelia
Lineage: Eukaryota; Ciliophora; Oligohymenophorea; Peniculida; Parameciidae
Exons: 3
Source: RefSeq, a predicted model, not a curated record
AUGGGUACUAAAAGAAAGAGAGUGAUAAUGCAGGCGGGAUCCCUUUUGAAUCCAAUCUUUAGAUACAUUUUGAAGAUGAAUUUCGUUGCCAAUCCCACAGAUGUUCAUGGCACAAGGCUACUGAGACACUUGCAAUAUCAAACAAUGAAUCUUAAUAAGAAAUUGCACCAGCCUAACUUUGAAUCCCAUUACAGAGAGUCAGUCGAAUGCAUUUCAAGUAAAUGGGAAAUCAAAUUUGUGAAUGGGUGGGAGAGAACAUUCUACAUGAAAUACGCAGACAUGUCGACUUUACAUCAAACUAUCAGACAAUACAAUCAUUUCAUCGAAGGUCAAAGGGCUCUUCAAGGCGAGGAUGAUGAACCCGAGGAUACCCUUUUAUAAUAUUGAAUAAAAUAUAUGAGAGAGAAUAAUCAGUGCGGGAUUUAUUAUAUUUC